AUAUAGAUACUGUGAAUAAGAUACUCUAGCAUUACAAAAAAAACAUAACACGGGAAGGUUUGAAACAUAUUACUGCGCGUAGUGUUUGUUUUCAUAACACAAGAGGCCAUCAUGCAACCGAAGUUUCACACAAAAAUAUCUAUAUAUACGAUGGCUGUGAAACGUGAAGACUAAUUAGCUUCCAGCUUCAGUAAAAGUUAUUUGAAUAUACGAAGAGUUAUUUCAUGUUUUAGUUUAUUAAAACAAGUAGCCAAUGAGAUGUUUCUUAUGACGCUUUUCAUCCUUUGUUUAAUUUUAACUGGAUGUGUAUUGGCGCAAUAUAAUCAUGAACUGCCUGCGAGAGGUGCAUAUCCUUAUCACAAAGUAACGCUAGCAGCUGUCCUUAGAGCACGUGGUUUUAAUGCGUUUUGUACUGCCAUGCUUAAAGAGGGUUUAUACUCAGGCCUGUAUGGCAGAGGCGAAUAUACUUUGUUUGUUCCAGUCAACUCUAACUAUCAAAACCAAUCAAAUACUGAAACGAUUAGGAAUUUAAAUAAAAAUUUUGGUUGUUAUGCUUUUGAUAAAAAGCUACCAAGCAAUCUAAUCCGUGAUGGAAUGAGUUUAACUGGUAUUAAUCGUUGCACAGUAUUCAUGAACAAAAUUUACGAUAGAUUUGCAAAAAAGGUAACCUUGUGGAUUCAUGGCGUCAAAAUACUGGAAGAGAUUCAAACUGAUCAUAGUAUUGUUUACAUAAUAUUAAGCAGUCUACAGAUUCCAUCCCUUUCUUUGAUCGAGUAUCUAAAACAGAGCGGCAACCAUCAUGUCAUGUACAGCUUAAUGAAAAAGCAAAUAAUACACUUUCAAUUUCCAUUUGGAGCUACAUUUUUUGCGCCUCUUGAUACAGCCUUCGUACAUUUGCCAGGCACCUACGUAAAAAAUAUAUUCUCAAAUGAUACUGAAGCUAGGACAUUCAUACGAAGUCAUGUCAUUACGCGUCCUAUGUGCAGGCAACGGUUGUUUUCUGACAAAGGCUGGAGUAGAUACAUUAACAGUGUAGGCCGUACAGUCCAGUUAUAUCAAGAUAUGUACAACACACAGGCGUCGUAUGUCAAUGGAGCAGCUGUGUUGACAACAACUACAGUAAACGACGGUUGGAUAUACGGCAUAACAGAUACAAUCCUUCCAGAAAUAAAUCUAAAAGUUCUGGAAACACUCAGUGCAUUAAACUGCCACACUUUUCUGCACAAUCUAAUAUCCACCAAUCAUAUGUAUCCAUUCUCAAACAUUCUUCAUGCAUAUACGUUAUUUGCACCAACCGACGAAGCCUUCACAAAACUUCCUUCUGACGUCAGUAGUCGUUUAAAACAUGAUAAGGAAUAUCUCAUGACGCUAAUGAGAUUUCAUGUUGUGAAGGGAAAGCAUGUCAGUGAGAACUUUCCACUUCAAACUGUGCUCAGUUCGACAGCGAUUGACAAAGCAACUCAACAGUCACUAAAGUUACAUGUUGAUGGAAACCAGGUGACCACGGUUCAAGAUGGAAUUGUAUUACAUCCUGAUAAUUUGGCACUGAAUGGAAUCAUACAUAUUGUUGAUCGUGUUCUUCUCCCUCCAACGAAGAAAGUCAACGAACUGUUCAGAGCAACAAAAAAGUUAAGAAUCUUUCUAAAGUUCUUCCAAAACACAAAUGAGACGCUGUAUAAUUCUGUAACAGACGGUUCAGGGUUUUAUACAUUAUUUGCACCCACAAACCGCGCAAUGAAGGUUUUUUUUAAUCAACUUGGAAAUCAAUUUUCGACUGACACCAAUCGACGAAUGAAUGAAAUUUUGCUGCGACAUAUAAUUCCGAAACCGUUUUUCACAACGCAAAUUUCAAAGUCAAGAAAAAAAAGAAUAAAAACACUGGAGUAUAGAAACCGUCAUUAUACAACUCUGCAAAUUCAAGCCGAUCGCAAAGGAAAGAGGUUUCGUAUAAUUGAAUACAACUCCAACAUGACUACGCCAGACUUGGUUGCAACCAAUGGUAUAAUACAUAUUGUCAAUAAAAUUUUUUCUGAAGUUAAAUUAUAAUACACACACUUUGUACAAGAAUAUGGUUUUAAAUGACUUAAGACUGAAUUAAGAUAAAAUCUUCA
Messenger RNA from Hydractinia symbiolongicarpus, 2111 nucleotides. RefSeq names its product periostin-like. The coding region runs from base 259 to 2046 and encodes 595 amino acids. Gene Ontology annotation, cellular component: extracellular matrix. The transcript has 4 exons. Lineage: Eukaryota; Metazoa; Cnidaria; Hydrozoa; Anthoathecata; Hydractiniidae. Gene Ontology annotation, biological process: extracellular matrix organization; cell adhesion. The record is from RefSeq and is a predicted model, not a curated record. Gene Ontology annotation, molecular function: cell adhesion molecule binding.